AUGGAUGCAGAAGAUAGCGAUAGCUCACUUAGUGAAGUGAGUUCUCUAGAUGCCGAUUUUGAUACAAUGCAUCUUGAAUCUGACAGUUCCGAUGAAGAAGUUACUGAUGAGGACAUAGAUUCGCAUACUUGGAAUAAAAUAGAACCAGAAUCCGAUGCAGAAUUUGUGGAGGAUCAUGGACUGAUCGAGGAUGUGACUCCUAUUUCAAAAGAUGAUACAAUCAAUCCAAUCGAUUGCUAUCGGCAUUUCAUUACAGACGAAAUUAUUGACCUCAUGGUUCGUGAAACUAAUCGAUAUGCAGAACAAUAUCUGCAGAGCCAUGAGAUUAGUAGAAGAUCAAUGUUUCAUCAAUGGAAACCAACCACUAACGAAGAGAUGCUCAAGUUCUUUGGAAUCAUUAUUGAAAUGACGUUUAUACAAAUGCCGAAACUGAAGUAUUACUGGAGCAGUAGUAAGUUUCAGCAAGAUCCUAUAGCCGGUCUUCAACACUCUGAAACAGUGGUUGUGAAUUUAUUGGAUGGUCUUCUGGGAUGUUAUCGAACCGUACAUGUGGACAAUUUCUUUACCAGCAUCUCUCUGGCGACACGUUUAUUAGAAGAUGAUACAUACCUUAUUAGGACAUUGAGAAGUAAUCGUGCCGGAUCAGGGAAUGAAGUUCGUCAGAAAAAGCUUCGUCGUGGUGAAGUGUACGGACGCAAGAAUAGAGAUGGCAUAAAGUUAAUUAUGUGGAAAGAUAAAAGAGACGUUUUGAUGAUAUCCACAAGACCGUCACAUUCAGCAACACUGGCAAAUACUGGAAAAACUAGUUUUCAAAAUGAGCGGAUCAUGAAACCAAAAGUUGUGCUGGAUUACAACCGAGGAAGACAAGGUAUUGAUUUUUGGGACAGCAAUAGUCAAUAG
This is a messenger RNA of Adineta ricciae, 900 nucleotides long. The record is from the annotation of a GenBank genome assembly. Lineage: Eukaryota; Metazoa; Rotifera; Eurotatoria; Adinetida; Adinetidae.